GUUCUCUCAGUCACAGACAAACACUCGUACCGUUCACAGUGCAGUUAUACUCUUUCUAGUCUCAGUAUUUCGAUUCGUGCGAGCAUACGAAAGAACCAGCAAGAUCUCCUGUCGUUGUUCAACACAUACGAAAAGUUUGCUGGAAAAGCUAUUAUUCGCUGGGUGAGUGAGGGAGAAGUCAACGACGACGCCAUUUUAUGUUUUUACGUUUACGCGCACCACGAAAGAAGAGGCCCCGAAAUCUAGCCGUCAGUGAGUUGAGUUGGUGUUCUGUGCAGUUUCGUGAAACCUCUUCUCUCGCGGGUGGUGAAUAAAAAACGCGACUUUUUCGGAUCAAGUGCCACCGGGAAUGCAAUGAAAAGUGCACCAAAGUGAAGAUUGUCGCAAGGAUCCAAUUGAAUCACCAACCCUAGGCUGUCUCAGCGAACCCGCAACACGUACAGUUCACCGUGGCGUCGUUGUCCGCUGCCGUCGAGGAAAUGGGCGAAGUAGGAGCGGCUGCCAACGAGCAUCCGCCGUCAGCCAAAGCGGUCAAGGAAAAUGGCGAACUCAACGGUACCGGCGAAAGCGACGAACAGUCAACUGGCGAGCUGGAGGGCACCGGGCUCAUGAUUGCCAAGGUGGCCUCCGGUGCGGACGCCAUCCACAACGCCAAGGCUCGCAAAGUCAGCGAAGGCAGUGAGGUGGACGAGAACUCACAAACAUCCCAGCCUAUCAGCAGUAGCAACGGCCAAACCGAGGGCGAGGGAGACGAAACUUCACAGGAUGCGGCCGAUGAAGAAAGUCGGUCAGAGGUGGUUCGAGUGGAUAACGAGAACCAUGAUACAGUGGAAUCGAUGGACGUAGACGAACAGGAGGAAGGCCGUCGCGAGGGAAAGUCUCGAAGCGUAAGUGAAAAUGGAAACGAUCCAUUGGGUGGAAGCCUCGGACAUUUGGCAGAUGAGGAUUCAAAGUCUAAAAGUGGCGACGAAGGCAUGGAUGUCGAUGCCUCUACGAAUGGCCACAGCGCUGCCGAUAAGACAGAUGAUAAUGAUGUGAUUGACGAUGAUAGUGACAAACCGGUCAGUAUUAACUCCGAUUCCGAGAAUGAUGACGACCUGGUUGAGACUGGUAAGAGCGUAGCGACUGAUAGCAUGGAUGGGAACUCGAAAUCGAAUGAUACAGUUUCGAUGUCCAGCAAAUCGAAUGGCGGUAACGCCAAACAGCAGAAUGGUGAUUGCGAUGGCGACGUAACGAUCCUCAGCGAUAAAGAGGAAGACUGUGUUGUGAUCGAUGAUGAAGACGGUGACACAAACUCAAGUACACCUAGUCUGAAAAAGAGCGAAGCAGAUGAUUCUUCGUUGAGGAGAAGCUCGAGGGUACGUAAAAGCACCUUGUCGCAAAACAUUUCCACUAUCGAUGACGAUGACGACAUCGAAGAAAUUAUCGAUGAUCCGCUGAAUAUUGCUGCAGCGAAAAAGCCUCGUUUAUCGAUUAAUCAAUCACUGCAGAAUAACUCCUUCAAAGGUCAGCUUACACCACAACCUCAGAAGUCCCUUCUCUCCAACAAUCAGAGCAAUGCCACGAAGGAUCCACACCUGGUUAUCAUCGAUACACACAGCCUAAUGAAUCGUUCUGGAGGAAGCACAUCCAGUCCGAUGACACCAAAGUCCACGAAUAGUUCUUACUCGAUCCUACCCACGGGAAUGUCACCGAACAGCUCGUUCAAUUCGCCUCGAAGCGUCCUGAAUCCGGUAGCUGCAGCAGCAAAUCUCAUGUCGAAAUCCAAUCCACCUCCAUUGGCUCCGGUUACGCCACUGUUACCUGCCCUCACGGACGACAUGUUUGUCCUCGAGGCACCAUCCUUCAUUGUUCCUUACAUCUACGAGAAACCUGCUCCGGAGAAUCUUCGAGACAUUGUAAGCGAACUGGAAGCCAAAAUCAAAGAAAUGCGUAAAAAGCUGGAAGAAUCCGAGAAGGACGACGAAAAGGACGAUGACAACAGCCAAGAAUCGACGGCCAGUGGCGAAAAGAAAUCGUCAUCCAGCGAUGUUGAGGCAGAAUCCGAAGCGGAGAAAAAGAAAAAGUCCAAACGAAAAAAGAAGAACGAUGACGAUGAUGAUUGGGAUGAGCUGGAAACUUCGACAGACGACGAGGCAUCGGACGAGGAGAACAAAACGAAGGUCCUCAUCAAAGAAGUCAAGUCGGAUAUCGAUAUGAUCAAGGAACACAUCAUAACCCCCGCAAAGGACGAUCUGACUAGUACAAGUAACACUUCUCUCGGCAGCAGUGCUCUGAUUGAUCCGAAAAAAUCGGAGAACUAUUUCGAAAAUCCCCUAGGGAAGUUCUUCAUGAACAUUGGCAUAAACCUGGUGCAGGAAUACGUACAGACCGAUCUGCUGAGGCAGCAGAAGAAGAAACGGGAUCGUGAAGGUAAACCCUCCGCCAGCACUCAGAUGGCAAUUAAUUCUCUGAUAAAGAAUCUGGAGUUCAGCAAAGAGAACAACAGACCGUUCAAGUUUGAAAUCAAACGCUGCGAGUACUGUCCAUUCAAGUCGGAAUCGGCGCUGGCGAUGGCUCACCACUACGAAACGCCGCACAUGCGCAACUACAUCUACAAGUGUAACUUCUGUUCGUACGAAACCCGCCCUCCACACGACAUCCUCUACCACAUGGAAGCGAUGCACAACAUCAAGGGUCGCCUGGAAAAGGCGUCGAUGUAUCACGCGUGUCCAAACUGUCCAUUCGAGGAUAACGGCAAAUCGAAACUGGCCCGACAUGCAGUGGCUUGUGCGAAGAAAUUCCGGCCGGAGAUCAACCUCAACCCGCCACUGGAUUGGGAGCCGCCAGCGAAGAUCCCUCGCAUCAAACCGAAGCAUGGACUCGUGGGAACGGCCACCGCCUAUCAGGCCAUGACAGCACAGCAGCAGAAGAACCUGGCCAUGGUGAACCAGCGAGUACAAUCCGUCAACAACAUCAACCCGGUCAACAUCAGCCAGCUAUCGGCGGCGGCUCAGGCAGCUGCUUUGCGAGCCCGUGGUGGACGGCCCCAGCCGAUGACGGCGUCCACGCCCACUAGCGUACUCCGAUCAACGGCCAAUCCGGCGAUGCGUACGUCUAUGUCGCCCGGAGGAAUGGUAAUGCCUAACAAUUUCCAGCUCUCGGCAGCGGCAAUCGCUGCUGCUGCGGCUAACAAGUUUUUGCCGACUCCAAACGCCGUUGGACGAUCUCUUCUAAGCAAUUCUAACGCAUCGGUGACUAUUCAGAGCACCAUGGGUAUGAAACCGGGCAUGAAACCCACACAGCAGCCCAGCAUCUCCAUCACACCGCUGCCGCGACAGUCGAACGCAACGAACAUGGCCGUAGCCGGAGCGCUGUCGAAGCUACAAGCGGCCGGAACGUCCGCCGUGAAGCCGGGUCAGAACCCCGCCGGUAACAAGACCGCCUUCGUUGUGUGCGAAAUCUGCGACGGUUAUAUCAAGGAUCUGGACCAGCUGCGCAACCACAUGCAGUGGAUUCACAAAGUCAAGAUUCACCCGAAGAUGAUCUACAAUCGCCCGCCGCUGAACUGUCAGAAAUGUCAGUACCGGUUCUUCACCGAUCAGGGCUUGGAGCGGCACUUGCUGGGAUCGCAUGGUCUGGUGACGAGUUCCAUGCAGGAAGCCGCCAACAAGGGUAAAGAUGCCGGCCGUUGUCCAGUUUGUGGACGGGUGUACCAAUGGAAGCUCCUGAAUCACGUGUCCCGGGAUCACAACAUGACCCUGAAGCCGGCUCACCUCUCGUACAAGUGUACGGUCUGCACGGCCACGUUCGGAAUGUACAAACAGUUCGAAAGUCACGUAUACUCAGCGCACAGCACGGUGGCGAAGAAAGCCCUGGACAACAAGAAGCCCGCCGCUGGCAGUAGCGCCAUGCCGAUGCGCGGUUCGAUGGGUGCUGGCAGCGAUUCGCUGCUGAAGCCGUUGAAGAUCAACGACGAGAUCACGAUCAUACCGCAGCCGACCAGCAAGGGUGCGGCGAAACCGAUUGAAAUCGAAAGUCAUGUUAUAGAUUGAACAUCGCUUCCGAUAGUACCGUAUCGCUAGGGGCAGUUUUUUCAUUAAUACCAAUUACCACUUUUCUUCUAUAAUCGGAUGUUAACACGAAAGGACAAAAACAAGUCUACAAUGUUAAGACAAACUGAAAAUAAUAAAGCACUAAGCUUAAACUUUCAUUUCCUCUUAUUCACUGCAUCGUGUCCCUCGUUCGUUCAACGAUUAUCCAUCCAUCAUCCAUCUACUCCAUUCCCAUUCCACCACCACUUCUGUGACGGAGUGUCUUCUGCGCAUCCUAUUUGUGUUUGAAUUUUCGCUUGCAAAUACGUCGAUUUACGAACAACACAAAAACAAGUUCCUACCGCUGUUGGUCGCCACUGCAAGCGGUGUGCGUCCAACUAAAACGGGGAUUUUACCGAAUUCUCCCGGUUCACUCUGGAACCCAUGCAUUAUAGACAGAAUCAGAACACAAAAAAACUAUCCACAACCCUAUGCAUAUAGUAAACUGAAAUUCUCAAACUGUAUCAUAUACAUUAUUGGAAAAGAUGCAAAAAAAAGUUAAAUGAAUCGGUCACACCUUAUACCUAACACAACGCUAGUACAUAAUCGCAAAUUUAGCACACUGAAACAAAAAAGCAAGUGGUUUUGUGAAUGGAUUAACGAAAGAAAAGGGUUAUAAUACAAAAAAAAUCAGCAAAAAUAUUUAUAAAUAUUAGGACACGUAAGGCACGUAACAUUAGCGAUUUGGGUUUGAUCGAGUAGUAGGAGUGGCAAGGAUGGUUCCUGCCCUCACUGCGGGUGUCUGCCGUGGUGUUCCGCCUAGACUGGAAGAAAUCGCCAUGGCGUGAUACAAAGGAAGGGCGGAAUCAUGUCUUGUGUUUUGUAUAUUUUUGAAAACUUGAAUAACUUAUUUGUUUUUAAGGCAUAGCAACACAAUUAAUCCUACCACCUAAGAUAGAACGCAAGUGUAGUUCAGAGAAACAAGAACCUGUAAGAGCAUAGUGAGUAUACUCCUUAAGUUGAGCGAUUUUUUUUCGUAUAGAGAUAUCUUAUUGUAUUAAAUGGUACAUUGAAGAGAAGAAACAAGGAAGACGGAAAUUGCGUUAAGAUUCACAGAAUUUAUUGGCAGUACACUAACCUCAUCUGGCAGAGAAGAGAAAGUGGAAAACGAAAAACGGUAAUAACAGAAUGCCAUCUAUCGGGCAAGCUAAAGAAUGUUUAAAGUAAGCCGGAAACUGAAGAAAGAAAUUCUUUAUAGUCUAAAUAAAAAGCUGAUAAUAAGCAGGAA
Aedes aegypti (yellow fever mosquito) is the source of this 5301-nucleotide messenger RNA. It is a transcript of the gene MEP-1, whose product is annotated as MOG interacting and ectopic P-granules protein 1. The coding region runs from base 480 to 4034 and encodes 1184 amino acids. Gene Ontology annotation, cellular component: nucleus. Lineage: Eukaryota; Metazoa; Arthropoda; Insecta; Diptera; Culicidae. The record is from RefSeq and is a predicted model, not a curated record. The transcript has 8 exons. Gene Ontology annotation, biological process: regulation of gene expression.